Messenger RNA from Capsella rubella, 743 nucleotides. RefSeq names its product auxin-responsive protein SAUR50. Gene Ontology annotation, biological process: response to auxin. NCBI's taxonomy places the organism in Eukaryota, Viridiplantae, Streptophyta, Magnoliopsida, Brassicales, Brassicaceae. Bases 145 to 501 code for a protein of 118 amino acids. The record is from RefSeq and is a predicted model, not a curated record. The transcript has a single exon.
UCUACAUAUUUAAUGAAACCAUCCAUAAAUACCCCCAAAACUACAACAAACCCUUCUGCACUCUCUCCUCCUCACUCCUAUAACAACCCACAACAAGAACAAAAAAGAUAACAAAGAACCCUUCAUUUCACUCCCGAGGGUAUUAUGGCGAUUAUGAACCGGAGCAAGCUGACACAAACGACUAUGAUAAAGCAAAUCUUGAAGAGGUGUGCGAGUUUGGGAAAAAAACAGAGCAGUGGUGAGUAUAACGAAGAACAUGAACAUGAUGGAGACUCUCUUCCUCAGGAUGUUCCCAAGGGUCACUUCGUUGUCUACGUAGGAGAGAAUCGGGUCAGGUACGUCUUACCCAUUUCGUUUUUGACCCGACCGGAGUUUCAGCUUCUUCUACAACAAGCUGAGGAAGAGUUUGGUUUCGACCACAACAUGGGUCUCACUAUACCUUGUGAGGAAGUAGCUUUCAAAUCUCUCAUCACCUCUAUGCUUCAAUCAACAUAUAUUUAGGGUUUUUAUUUUUUCUUGGUGGAUGACGAUCUGUAUUAGUCUUUUUUUUAACUUUUAGAUGAUUUGGGUUAGUGUUUGAAUUAGAACGAGACUAACUCUAGAGAUGCCUCUAAGAGUGAUCUAUUAAACCAUUUUUAGUUAAUUGUCUUAAUUAGACUUGUAGGGAGGAAAUAAAAAAGCUAAUACUCUGAUAAAUUUUCUCGUUGUGGUGGUGUGAUUAUCUGUACAACCCAUUGAGGGAC